Messenger RNA from Microsporum canis CBS 113480, 738 nucleotides. RefSeq lists its product as uncharacterized. The coding region runs from base 1 to 738 and encodes 245 amino acids. The record is from RefSeq and is a predicted model, not a curated record. NCBI's taxonomy places the organism in Eukaryota, Fungi, Ascomycota, Eurotiomycetes, Onygenales, Arthrodermataceae. The transcript has 3 exons.
AUGUUAAACUCGUGGGAUACCAGGUACCCAGCCCACGUCGGAGGUCUGCGUGUUGGGUUCGAUAUCCUGCAUUUGGAGCCAUCCACACUCACAGUACCAUCUAAUCAUGACAUAUCGUGGUUGCCUGAUUCCUGCGAUUCUCGCUGGCGGCUUGGUUUGAAGAUAAACCUGACGGCACCUAGGUCACACAUGGCUUCGUUAAUUUACCGGGGCUCCUGCCAUGGCCAAUUAGAAGGGUUUCCAAGUUGGAUCUUGCAGGCAAAGGACACGCUAUUGAAGUUCAUCUCAACUAGGAACGCGCCAGUAGUACCCGGUGAGAUAGAACAUGGCGGCAGUAUAUCCGCGUUUUCUGCUCUAUACGUUAGAGUGUGUAUCCCGCAGGUGAAUCUUCUAGGUCCGUAUCUCCUGGGUAUAAACACGACCUAUCCCCGUUCACGGACUCUGACCUACCGCAUGUUCCCAGCGCUCCAGGUGUUGGCACUGUCACUGGAUGGGACAGACUACAAUAAUGCACUCGACGGGAAAGUAGCCACCAAACCCACUCAGCAAGCCAUAGUCGAAGGCUCCCAGUACGCCUGGGAGUCUACAGCCAUCAGCGCAUCUCUGCUAUGGAGAACUACCUCGGACGACGAUGACGUAGAAGGAUUCUCAGGAGCAGUUUUAUGUCUUGGAAGACCUUCAGACCAAAACGUCAAAGCUGUGGUGUCUCAAAACUUCGUUACCCUAGUUAAGAAAUAG